This is a messenger RNA of Chrysoperla carnea, 1263 nucleotides long. RefSeq names its product ras-related protein Rab-32B-like. The record is from RefSeq and is a predicted model, not a curated record. The transcript has 6 exons. Bases 189 to 854 code for a protein of 221 amino acids. Gene Ontology annotation, cellular component: lysosome; late endosome; phagocytic vesicle. Gene Ontology annotation, biological process: phagosome-lysosome fusion; endosome to lysosome transport. Gene Ontology annotation, molecular function: GTPase activity; GTP binding. Lineage: Eukaryota; Metazoa; Arthropoda; Insecta; Neuroptera; Chrysopidae.
UCUAUUUAGUUUUCGUAAUACAAUGUAGAGGUACUUUUAACAUUUGUUGAUAUUAUUACUAUUCAAAACGAAGUAGUGUUUGUGAACGUUAAAAAAUGGUUUGUUCCUUUUAAAUAACUUAAUAAAUUAUUCAUUCAGUGAUAUAAAAAAAGUACCUUAGGCUCUGUUUUAAAAAUUAUCAAUUCAUAAUGCAAGUGAAAAACGCUGAUUUUAAAAACAAUUAUCCACAAAAAGAAUUACUUUUAAAAUUUUUAGUUAUUGGUGAAUUUGGUGUUGGUAAAACUGCUAUAGUGAGAAGAUACACAGAGGGAAAAUUCUCAUCAAAUUAUAAAAUUACAAUUGGAGCUGAUUUUGCAAUAAAAAGUAUAUUAUGGGAUUCAGACACACGAAUUAAUUUACAAUUGUGGGAUAUUGCUGGCCAUGAAAGAUUUGGAUAUAUGACUCGUGUGUAUUAUAAAUACGCGGUUGGCGCUUGUGUUGUGUUUGAUCUAUCUAGAGUUGCAACUUUGUAUGCCGUCGAUAAGUGGGUUUCAGAUUUAAGAGAAAAAAUAUGUUUACCAAAUGAUCAACCAGUGCCUAUUAUAUUGUUAGCUAAUAAAUCAGAUAUACAAGGAUGUUCAAUUCCCUCUGAUGCAAUAGCAAAAAUUUGUAAAGAUAAUGGAAUUGCAGCGUGGUACAUAACAUCAGCAAAAGAUAACUCCAAUAUUGAACAAGCGUUUAAUCAUUUGAUGGAAAUUGCAAUGGAAAAUGAACAAACAAGUUACGAAAAUAAGCCAGAUAAAAAUGGAAUUAUUUUAAAAGAUAAUAAUAAAGGAGUUGUAAGCAAUAAUCUAAAACCUAACUGUUGUAAUUAACAUUUACAAUGGGUCCUUGUUCACAUGUUGUAAAAAAAAUCAUUUUUUGAAAAUCUAAACGAAAUUGGUAUCAACCUAAAAAACACGAUAAUCAACUUAGAAAAUAUAAAUUCCAUACUCUUAUGUUGUACUGGAAUGCUUCAUUCAAGAAUAAAGAUUAUAAAUUUUCUAACGUCCAUCAAGAAUAAUGCCCUACAUUGUGGACAACAAAGUAAUACGUAUUUAUGUCGAAGAGAACAGGAGUAAGGAGUGAUAUAUUAUAGACUGGACCGUACUUUUUUUUAUUUAACGGGUAAGAGUAUAAUCAGCUCAAAAAUAUAUAAAAGCAAGAUUUCUAUUAACGUGAAUUCGGUUGCUGUAAUUUUAUAAUGUUUCGAAUUUUUUUAUUGCACCAUUUCAGAAAUGUAUG